Centropristis striata (black sea bass) is the source of this 2409-nucleotide messenger RNA. It is a transcript of the gene dnaaf2, whose product is annotated as dynein axonemal assembly factor 2. Gene Ontology annotation, cellular component: cytoplasm. Bases 202 to 2256 code for a protein of 684 amino acids. Gene Ontology annotation, biological process: axonemal dynein complex assembly. The transcript is spliced from 2 exons. Lineage: Eukaryota; Metazoa; Chordata; Actinopteri; Perciformes; Serranidae. The record is from RefSeq and is a predicted model, not a curated record.
UAUGGUAACAUCAACACAACGAGGACAGUUUGCCGGAUGAAUCAACAAAAGCUAAAACACCUGGAAAUUGACAUAAAACGACACUAAAUUCGGCAGUUUUUCGGCGAGGACAGCCUGUAAAGGUUUUUAAAUGUCGCUAACUUCGACUCUGACUUUUUAAAAUUAUUUUAUUUACUCUAUCCGCCUCAAUAUCUCAUCAGCAUGGAGGUCGGAGAUCAGCUGAAAGAACUAAACAUGACAACGGAUGAGAUGGAAAGACUGACAAAAGCUCUCAAAGACGAGAAAUUUAGAGAAAUGCUGCGGGAUUACGCCCAUGAAUUAUCAGACCCGGAGAAUAAGAAAAGGUAUGAAGAGGAGAUCAAACUCUUGGAGCAGGAGAGAGGUAACACGAUUGACUUUAUCCACCCGGAGCCGUUCAGGGCUCUCAGGACGAGUGUGAACGGCAAGCAGAAGUGUUUUAUCAACAUCUGCGCCAAUGAUAGAGUUGGAAAGCCUGAAUGUAAAUGGGGGGUGUCGGCGGACGGCCGCAGAGGACAGAGCUGGUCCCUGCCUCACAGUCUGCACCCAGGGAGACAAGACACGGAUCCUAAAGGAAACAAGAUCAUGAUCUAUGAUGCAGUUUUCCACCCUGACACUAUCCACAUUGCGAGCAAAAACAAGAGGUUUAUGGAGAUGGUGGACAGCACAGCCAUUCAGGGAAUCCAGGAUGCUUUCAAAGUCACUCUGGAUAAAAACAAUGUGAGGGAGCUGAAGACGAAAUACAAAGGGACCCCGCAGCCUUGUGUCAUCCGAAAACCCAUACCUGGAUAUAAAAAGGAGCCUUCAGAGGAGCCUGACCCUCUUGCAUUCCCGUACCCAUGUGAAAAAAGACCCCCCACAUCCCUGCAAGCCGAGCCUGCAGCAACAAAAAACAGCCGUGAUGCUGAACAGAAAAGUUUCCAGAUCCAGCCUCAGAGAGCCAAAGAGCCCACCAAGCCAAACUACACAGUAAAAUAUCGAUCUUUUGUGGAUCUACAGGACUUCAGAUGUUCCAGAGACUCUGCACAAAGCCCCAGGCCCAAAGAGAUAGUGGUUACCAUCGACAUGCCACUUCUGAAGGCGGCCACAGACGCCAGCCUUGAGGUGGAAGAGAGACGGCUGCUGCUGGAGGCCAAGAAACCAGCCUACAGACUGGAGCUGCCUUUAGCCUACCCUGUGGAUGAAGACAAAGGAGAGGCCAUGUUCAACAAACAGAGAGGACAGCUUACAGUCACACUGUCUGUUCUGCCUUCUAACGAAGCUGUGGAUUUUGCUGUAGGGUCCGCUCAAACUAGUGAUGAUGAGAGACAGGAGGAGGUUAGUGAGGUAGAAGAGGAGGAUGAAUGGAUCGAGAAGAGGGAAGACAAGGAAAGUAAAGAGGAGGAGCAAGGAGGUGUCGAGCAGGAUUUGAGGGUAGAGGAAGGUGAAGAAGAGGGAGGAAGAGGUCAAAAGAGCGGAGAGGAGCAGAUGAAGGAGGGAGAAAAUAGUGACGAGGGAAAUGGAGUGGAGGUGGAGACGAAAUGGAAGGAGGAGAAAGGAAAAGGCCAAGAUGUGGAGGAGGAAAAAGUGAACGAACUGAAGCACGAGCUUGAAAAAGAAAUCUGGGAUUGUAACUCAGAUAACAAGGAUCCCAGUGUUACAAGUUUAAAAUGCAAUACUGUAACUAAUGUUUCUUCUGGAGAAGAAAACAGGCUCCAAGCUUCACCUGAAACAGAAAGCCAGCCUGUUUUAAUCACUGCUGAGCAUUCAAGCUGCACAGGAAAAGAGGAAGAAGUUAUUAUGAAGUUGACCACCAAAAUGAAGACUUCAGGAGUCAAAGAGGAUACUGGGAAGACAAGAGAGUGUGUCAGUGGAAAUGAGAAGGUGGAAACAGAUGCUGCAUCUCUGCACCACGGAUCCACUGAGGAAUCCACAGCAGCUCACAGGCAGAACGUAAAGGAGAGCAGCACCUCCCAGGAGCCCAGCAAGACGCCUGCAACAGAUGAAACAAACAAGUCAAGCAGAGGAGGUUCAGCCUCUGAGGAGCCUGCCGUGGGUUCAUUAAAGCAGGAGGCGAGGGGGGACGUAGACGAAGACGACCUGCCCACAGAGCAAAUCUUCCAAAGCCCGGUGAACGACAAGCAGCCACCUGUGGUACUGAGGGAAAUUGAUGAAGAUGGAAACGAGACGAUCAUCAGUGAUCAUGUCACAUGUGCUGGGUUUAUCUUCCAAAACUCCCUCAUUUAUGAGCUGGACUGAGGUCAAUGCUCCACAGGAGGCUCUGUAGAGGUUUGAAUGUUUGUUAUAUCAGUACAGUUAAUCUGCAUUGUGUCCAACAAUAUUAAAUGUUCAGGAUAUCCUUUAAAUAAACCAUUUCAAUAACUCCAGAAUAAACUACUUUAGACAACUUGA